UUUAAUUUUUUGAGAAUUUUAGUGAUAUAUUGAUAUUGUUAAUGAUGGUAGAUUUAAAUCUUGCAUACAGUAUAGUAGAUUAGAAAGAGUAUGCAAAAUGUCUGAUAUAGACGAUGACUCAGAAGCGGUGGUUAUAGAUAAUGGAACAUGGAUGAUAAAGGCUGGGUAUGCUGGUGACAAAACAGCCCGUGCGUACGAGAGAACAGUGAUUGGCACCGAUGUAGCGGGAGAAAGCAACAGUCAACGUAAGGAUGGAGCCGGUAUGAAGCUGUUUGGAGAUAGGGCUUGGUUCAACAGAAAGUGCAAGUUAACAUUUCCUAUGCACAGGGGAUCUGUCUGCGGCUGGGAUGAUAUGGAAAGCAUCUGGGAGUAUAUUUUCACACACGAACUGCGUGACGGUAUAGAGGGCCGCCCUAUUCUGAUAACAGAGGUUCCUGGUAACAGUCCCGAAAACAGACAGAAAAUGGUCGAGAUUAUGAUGGAGAAGUUUCGAGUUCCUGCUCUGUAUAUCACAGACCCUGCAGGACUGGCUCUGAUCAGUUCCGGUCGUAUUUCCGGGAUUGUGUUGGAUGUAGGCGGAAGUGUUACACAUGUCACAGCUUUACACCAGGGGUCACUUCUGAGUUGUAAUGGCGCAGGUGGAGCAGCGUAUUCUUGCAGAUCUGAUAUUGGUGGAAACGAUGUUACUGAGUACUUGUCAAAGAUAGUUGGAAAGAGCAACUUUGAACCUAGUGGUCGAGCAAUGGUUGAUAUAGAAGGUUUAAAGCAUUGUUUAUACAAUUAUACAAUGCCAGAAAAUAAGGGAACUGACUACAGUUUUCCGGACGGCACCAGUGUUUCCGUUGAUGAAGAUAUGAUCAGCUGCGGGGACAUCUUGUUUCAUCCGGAUAAGAUAGAGUCGACUGCUCCAGGAAUAGAUAAACUCUUAUGUAAUGCUUUGCAUUCCUGUGAAGAUGACAUUAAGAAGGAACUACUGUCAAACAUUAUUAUCUCUGGAGGGACAUCGUUCACACCAGGAGUUGUUGAACGGCUUGAAACACAUGUUAAAGAAGAAUUUGGAAAAUGUGACAAUAAAAUCUGCGUAAUUGCCCCUCCAGAGAGAAGGAAAUCUUCCUGGCUGGGUGGAUCUAUAGUAGCAUCACUGGAGAUAUUCCCAAAAAUAUGUAAAACUAGAGAAGACUAUACCGAGAAAGGUUGCACGGAGUUCACGACUUUUGCUGGAUUUGAGACUUUUCUGACUUUGUGAAUAUGAGUAUUUAUUCGAACAUAAAAAGUUAAAAAACUUUUGUCAAAAUAUCGUGACAGUUCAUGACCUUGAGAAGCUGUUGUGAUUAAAGUGAUUUAGAUUGACUGAUAAUAGAAAACAUACUUCCGAAUGUCCUGACAAUUGCAAGAAACUGUACUAUGUACUGAAAUGAGACUAGAUUAUUGUAAAAAGAACUUGCAAGAAUAAGAAGACUGAAAUCACUACAGGAUUAAGACUUAUUGUUAGGAUAUGUUCAAAGACUGGAUGUUAUUGUUUGUUUUCUAUUUUAGAUAAGGCUAUUGGUUUAUUAAGUUCUUCAGUUAUUUAACGACAUUCUGUCAUGAUGCCAUAGUUUCCCGUAUAAGAUCUAUGCUAAAAACACAUAAUCAGUCUAUAGGUGUUUAUGUUUACCGUGUAAAAGUUUGUUUCAUUUCGCAUAAUUUGUCUUAAUGAACUGAAUUUUCGUUCAGUAAUUUCUCUCAACGUUUCAUAAAUUGUCUGAGCAAAUGUAAUGCAGAAGAGAAAAUUAUACAUGUGUCCCCAGUGGGAAAUUUACACUCUUUUUUUUUAGCUAGACUGUUCAAAGAAUAGUAGAGCUAUUGGACUAGCCCGUGCGUCGGCGUCCGCGUCCCGAUUUGGUUAAGUUUUGUAUGUAAGCUGGUAUCUCAGUAACCACUUGUGGGAAUGGAUUGAAACUUCACACACUUAUUCACUGUGAUAAACUGACUUACCCUGCACAGGUUCUAUAACUCUAUUCUGCUUUUUUACAAAAUUAUGCCGUUUUUCGACUUAGAAAUUUUUGGUUAAGGUUUUGUAUGUAAGCUGGUAUCUCAGUGCUCACUAAUGGGAAUGGAUUGAAACUUCACACACUUGUUCACUGUCAUCAUCUGACAUGCACUAAGCAUGUCCCAUAACUCUACUUUGCAUUUUUUCCAAAUUAUGCCCCUUUUUUGACUUAGAAGUGUUUUGGUGUUAAGUUUUUGUGUGUAAGCUGGUAUCUCAGUAUCCACUAAUGAGAAUGGAUUGAAUCUUCAUACACUUGUUCACUGUCAUGAGCUGACAUGCACUGUGCAGGUCCCAUAACUCUGCUUUGCAUUUUUUUUUCAAAAUUAUGCCCCUUUUUCAAUUUAGCAGUUUUUGGUUAAGUUUUUGUAUGUAAGCUGGUAUCUCAGUAUCCACUAAUGGGAAUGGAUUGAAACUUCACACACUUGUCCACUGUCAUGAGCUGAUAUAAAGCACUAUGCAGUGUUUCCCAUUUAUACAGAAUUAUGCCCCUUUUUCGACUUUUGUAUUCAUUCAAUUGACAAGGCUGUUGAAUAGGCGAGCGUUGCUGUCUUCCGACAGCUCUUGUUAUCUAAAUUAUCACUCCCAUUCAAUGUGCAACUCCUGAGAAUUAUGUUUCUAAAUCGUCGAAAACAGUGAUGUUAUGAUAGUAUCGGGAAUAAUUUCACGACCCAGGUAUAAAUCAUUUUAUUGUACCAUACUGAGUAGCCAUUUCUUGGAAUUGUAUAUACUUAUGAGAGUUGUUCAGAAAGUCCUCAUGAAAUCUUUUUUUAUUUUUAAAUUCAGCACAGUGCUUCUUAUGUAAUGACGAAUACAACCAUAAUAGCGUUUGGCUUUACGUGAACCGGUAUUUGAUUAACAUAUUGUCUGGUAAUUAACUCCAGCCUUCAAAUUAUUGUAAAACCUUGUUUAACUUAAUACUCUAGGGGCCACAUCUACAUUAUCUCCAUAAAACAUUAGUGGAAAGAUUUAGCACAUGGGUUCCUUCAAAUACAUUUUGACUAUAUAAAAGAUAUAACAGUGAUCGAGAUAAGGUAAGCAAAUCGGGUGAGAGUGGAAAGGGAAAACGGGGUGUGUAUAAAAAGUCGGGAGGGGCAUAAAUGUUUAGGGGAGGGUGAAGGGAAGUAACAUCACAAACUUGAAAAUAGGGUCACUUCCUUGAAACGGUCACCAAGCAAUAUAAAGGAAGUUGCAGGUUCAACCCUUACCUUGCCAAAUUUCUAUAAUGAACUUGUCCAGCUUUCAAUUUGGACAGUCCCAUUAAACUGUUAAAAGGGGUGCCUUCCAAAAGGAUGCUAACUGUAUGGCGAACAGUGCAAAUCUUGAUCAGACUGCAUGGAUGUGCAGGCUGAUCAUGCUCUUACACUGUUCGCAAAGGCAGAAUCAGUCUUGUCCAGCAUGAUAAGGAUUAAACGCGUUUGGAGCAUAAUAAUCUCACACACCCUGUUUUUAAUUAGUCAAACACGACAGUGUAAACAGAAUUCCCCGCUUAGAGAAGCUCAAAUUUAAGUGACAAAAACGUAUAAAUAGGUCAAACACUAAUGUAUUCGAUAACCACCACGACCCUAACGAUUUAGAAGAAACGCAUCACGGCGUCUCACGCUUCAGAAGUCACCGCGUCAUCAAACAGGAAAACGCAGCGGCUAAAUGCAGAGAGGCCAAUCACCAUACAUGCUACGUGCAUUACGAUUUUUGCAUUACAUUCUCUUUUUUAUAUUUACUAACAGAUUUUACAAAUGUUUGAUUAUAAUAAGCAAAUAUCAGGUUUGAUUUUCUACAUCUCGAUAGUAUAUGGGUGUGUUGUUACAUUUUAAAUAAUAUAGAGAUUUCUGUAAUUGAAAUAAUCCUCUUACUUAAGCAAGCUCUUUCAAAAUGAAUAUGAUGUGAUAUACAGACUACGUCUGAUGUUGCGAUAGGGACAUCUCCGUUAGGGUAGGGGUAUUUGACAAUACCAGAAUCAAAAUCUAUCUAUUGAACAUUUGUGCGUAACAAUUGGACAUGAUAGAAGUUCGCAAUCCGGUUAUGAGCCUUGCAUCUGAUUCAAUAGAAAGUGUCACUAUUUGUGCCAAAGAAUCGAACCGUACGUAUGUAUAGCAGUCGGAACUUUGCGUAAAGUAUUCAUAGACUCUGAAAGCCUCCGUCGAGAACAGAGAAGCCGAUACGCAGUCAGUUAAACCCAUGUGUAAGGACACUCUGAACGUCGCUGACUUUGAAUAACUAAUUACUCACUGCUGUGGGUUGGAUUACUCACUGCUGUGGGUUGGAUUACUCACUGCUGUAGGCUGGAUUACUCACUGCUGUGGGUUGGAUUACUCACUGCUGUAGGCUGGAUUACUCACUGCUGUGGGUUGGAUUACUCACUGCUGUGGGUUGGAUUACUCACUGCUGUGGGUUGGAUUACUCACUGAUGUAGGCUGGAUUACUCACUGCUCUGGGUUGGAUUACUCACUGCUGUAGGCUGGAUUACUCACUGCUGUAGGCUGGAUUACUCACUGCUGUGGGUUGGAUUACUCACUGCUGUAGGCUGGAUUACUCACUGCUGUGGGCUGGAUUACUCACUGCUCUGGGUUGGAUUACUCACUGCUGUAGGCUGGAUUACUCACUGCUGUGGGUUGGAUUACUCACUGCUGUGGGUUGGAUUACUCACUGCUGUAGGCUGGAUUACUCACUGCUGUGGGUUGGAUUACUCACUGCUGUGGGUUGGAUUACUC
Molecule: messenger RNA, 4740 nt
Organism: Mercenaria mercenaria
Lineage: Eukaryota; Metazoa; Mollusca; Bivalvia; Venerida; Veneridae
Exons: 9
Coding region: 98-1246 (382 amino acids)
Source: RefSeq, a predicted model, not a curated record